AUUGAGCACGUGGCCUGGAAGCCUAGGGUAUUUAUCUACCACAACUUUAUCACCGACAUGGAGGCCAAGCACAUGAUAGAGCUGGCAGCGCCGCAGAUGAAGCGCUCGACAGUCGUCGGAGCUGGAGGCCAAAGCGUCGAGGAUAGCUACCGAACGCUGUACACGGCCGGCGUUCGCAGGUACCAGGACGACGUCGUGGAGCGGAUAGAGAACCGGGUGGCGGCAUGGACGCAGAUUUCGGUCCUACAUCAGGAAGACAUGCAGAUCCUUCGGUACGGCAUCGGCCAGCAGUACAAGGUCCAUGCGGACACAUUGCGGGACGAUGAGGCGGGUGUGCGGGUGGCCACGGUGCUGAUUUACCUCAACGAACCAGAGGCUGGCGGGGAGACUGCCUUCCCAGACAGCCAAUGGGUGAACCCAAAGCUUGCAGAGACCAUCGGCGCCAAUUUUUCAGCCUGCGCAAAGAACCACGUGGCCUUUGCGCCCAAGCGUGGUGACGCGUUGCUGUUCUGGAGUAUCGGUCCUGACGGCACAACGGAGGAUUACCAUGCCUCCCACACGGGCUGCCCCGUGCUGUCGGGCGUCAAGUGGACGGCAACCAAGUGGAUCCACGCAAAGCCCUUCCGGCCACAGGAGAUGGCGGCCGGGCGGCCGCACCAGCCAUACGUGCGUGACCCAGGGGUCUGCUACGAUGAAAGCCCCAGAUGUGCGGAAUGGGCGGCGCGCGGCGACUGCGAGAAGAACCGUGACUACAUGAUUGUCAACGCGGUGUCGCCGGGCGUGUGCCGCAAGGCCUGUGGGGCCUGCAAGGUGUGCGAGCAAGGCGAUAUCGCGUGUUAUAACCAGAACCGCAUUAAUGUGGGCUUCCUCAUCUACAACGCAUCCGAGCUUGCACCUUUCCGGGAGAUGGUCUGA
Volvox carteri f. nagariensis is the source of this 915-nucleotide messenger RNA. RefSeq lists its product as uncharacterized. NCBI's taxonomy places the organism in Eukaryota, Viridiplantae, Chlorophyta, Chlorophyceae, Chlamydomonadales, Volvocaceae. The record is from RefSeq and is a predicted model, not a curated record. Gene Ontology annotation, molecular function: iron ion binding; procollagen-proline 4-dioxygenase activity; L-ascorbic acid binding. Gene Ontology annotation, cellular component: endoplasmic reticulum. Gene Ontology annotation, biological process: peptidyl-proline hydroxylation to 4-hydroxy-L-proline. The annotation marks the transcript as partial. The transcript is spliced from 7 exons.